Triticum turgidum subsp. durum (durum wheat) is the source of this 900-nucleotide messenger RNA. The record is from the annotation of a GenBank genome assembly. Lineage: Eukaryota; Viridiplantae; Streptophyta; Magnoliopsida; Poales; Poaceae.
AUGAAACUUGUGUACGUUUUCUUGCUGCUCUUUGUCCACUGCUUUGACAAAGUACAUACAACAUGGUGUCAGAAUCCACAUCUUCGGGGGCACAUGAAAUUCAAGGCAAGGGAAUCCUCUAAUGAAAGUUUACCAUCGAUCGAGGCUAAACCAUUAAAUGGUGAAGUUGCCCAUGAUGCUAUUUACCAAUCUAUACCAUUUUUUGUACAAAAAUUUUAUGGUGGCAUUGCAACUUUCGAUGUUUAUGAGUCUCUAAAUGUUAAGAAGGGACAAACAUCUGAUGCUGGAAUGUGGGUCGCAUUUUACGAACAAGGUCAUAUCUAUAAUCUGAAUAUUGUAACUGCAGGAUGGAGUAUUGACCCUGCUUACUAUGGUGACAACAAAACACACUUCCUUAUAGGAUGGUCGGCUGAUGGAUACAAUUCAACGGGAUGCUUUGACUUGAAGUGUGAUGGAUUUGUACCAGUUAACUAUGCUCCUAUUACCCCAGGAGAUACUCUCAAGGGGAAAAGUAAGAUAUCUAUCAAGAUAUUCAAGAGUAAAGAUGAUGGAGACUGGUGGUUACACUUUGCCCAUGCUGGUCAAAAGUUUGCUCCCGUCGGAUAUUGGCCACGGAGUCUUUUCAAUAGCUUGGCUUAUUAUGCAAAUUAUGUAAGUUGGGGAGGCUUCACUGGAUCUCUUGUAGGGGAACCAAGCCCGCCCAUGGGCAAUGGGCACUGGCCAGGACAAGGCUCUGCUACAUUUCAUGAUGUGCAAUAUGUCAACAGUGAUGGGCAGGGUUAUCCUCCCGUUCCAGUGCCUGGCCUUCAGUCUAGGGAAACCCAUAAGAACUGCUAUCAUGUCAGCAAAUUUAUGACUGACCAAUUCAGCUAUGGGGGGCCUGGUGGUUGUACUAAUUAG